Molecule: messenger RNA, 555 nt
Organism: Arabis nemorensis
Lineage: Eukaryota; Viridiplantae; Streptophyta; Magnoliopsida; Brassicales; Brassicaceae
Source: the annotation of a GenBank genome assembly
AUGAAGAACUAUAAAGCCUUAUCUUGGGUACUACUAUUUUUGUUGCUCAACAUAGGAAACCCACCUAAGCUCUUUGACAUUGACACCGGUAGUGAUCUCACUUGCCCUGCAACGGUUGCACAAAGAAUCAAACGUCCUGAUGAUCAUGAAAUUGGGUAUUCUGAUGAGUUUCCUCCAAGGCUUGCUAAUGGAUCCACUAUGCACCCUCAUCUGACAUUUGGAUGCGGGUAUGAUCAGCACAACAGCGGGAAUCCUUGGCCUUGGCAGAGGGAAAUCACAAUGGUAAAGGCUUUCGAUGAGCUUGUUCCUUCUUCUGGAGUUACAUGGACUUCACCUAGCAUGACGGCAAAGACUACAGGUGUCAAAGACAUCAACUUGAUAAGAAAAGACUUGAAUGGGAAGCCUUUGGUGAAUGAGAUGCAGAGCAUUGGAUGGUUUCCUUCAGACUGUGACAAGCUUCCCAAAGUGAAAGCAAGACUACGGAGGAGAUUUGUCGGAGGAGGAGGCUUAUCCGAGAAGGUUUGGUUUGAUAAAAGAGCUGUUCUCAGCAACUGA